GUAUUGUGGGGGCUGGUUUGUACAAUCUAAAAGUUUGGGCUGAAAUUGAGGAGAAAUCUACACAUUUAAAGAUUUUGUGCCAAAUUAAGAAGAAUACAAAAGUACAAGGAUCUAAGUUGCAAAAACGAAAUUUGGACAGAACUCCUCGGCUUCAGAGAUGUGGAUGAGACGGAACGACGGCAGAAGCAAAAAUGAAACGGAGGACGACGCCGAGUAGAGCUUUGAGACGAGGCUUGGCUGCAGAGAUGUGCUGGUCUGUCGAAGUUCUCGUCGGGCUUCAGAGAUGUGCGGUUCCGUUGGAGAUCUCGUCGGACUUGUUCUGGGCGUCAAGCUAUUGUCGGAGUACAACGGAGAUGAAUUGCAGAGAACGACGUCGAGGAGGAAGAUGUUCUGAUGAUUUCGCGGCGACGAAGGAAAAGACAAACCGCUACGGCUUCUGCUCGAGCUUGGCUGAAGUUCAUCGAUGGUGACGGAGGAGGGCCAAAAAGUACGGCGAAGAAGAACUGCAGCAUAGAUGAUAUGAUGCAUCCACCAUGGAUUGAGAUACCGAAAAAAUGAAAUGUGAAGAAGAAGUUUUUAAUUUUAAUUUUUUGUUUGUUCGUUUCAAAUAAAAAUAAUAAUCAACUUAAUAAGAUGGUAGGACCAUUUUAGUUAGAUGAAUGACUUUAAUUGUAAUGGUUUGGUUUUUAGUUACAAAAAACUACCCCACUAGCAGAAACUGUCUUAGAAUGUAAAUAAAACUUGAAAACUGACCUGCAGUGUAAAAAACUCAAAAAAAAAUAUCUCUGCUUCUCUUCUGACACUCCCUCGCUACUCUCUGUCUCCAUUUUUUUUCAAAUUCUUUGUUUUUUCUGAUCUCUCUCUUGUCUUUGAGAAUUCAUCGCGAUCUUCUCCAGCUCCUUCAGACAACUUCACCUGUCUGAUUUUUUUGAAAAUCCUCCCCGAUCUGCUGUUCGAUUCAGACAUUUUAACCGAAGUUGGGAGAAUGCUAGAUCACACCGAGAAAAUCUUCGAUUCAGAAGCCAUGACAACCAAGUUCACAUCCGUAGAUGCAACUGAAGAAAUCAGCAGCAGCAGUGAUGGAGGAGGAGGUACGAUCAACGAGAAGAAGAGUUGCGCCAUUUGCGGUACUAGCAAAACCCCUCUUUGGCGUGGGGGUCCCACCGGCCCCAAGUCGCUAUGUAACGCAUGCGGGAUCAGGAACAAGAAGAAGAAAAGUACUGUUAGAUCGGAAGUUAAGAAGAAGAAGAAGAAGCAGAGUUCCAAGAUUGGUGACUCGUUGAAGCAGAGAUUGAUGGAGUUGGGGAGAGAAGUUAUGAUGCAGAGGAAGAAGAAGCUAGGCGAGGAAGAGCAAGCUGCUGUGUUACUCAUGGCUCUUUCGUAUGCUUCUUCUGUUUAUGCUUAAACGUAUCUCUCGAUCUCAUCGAUUUGAGUUUAAAUAAUUAAUUAAUUUUUAGUAUGUUUUUCAGAGAGUAUUAGCUAACGAAUUAGUUUGUGAUUUUUGUUUUGUCUUGUUUAAUUAACUUAUUAUCUGAAUUUUUUUGUAUUUGGUUUAUGUGAUAUGUGGUAGAAAACCGAAAGAUCAAGAAUCAAUAUGAUUUUUUCAGUCUUGUUAUAACA
Messenger RNA from Brassica napus (rape), 1620 nucleotides. RefSeq names its product GATA transcription factor 15. The coding region runs from base 986 to 1405 and encodes 139 amino acids. The record is from RefSeq and is a predicted model, not a curated record. Gene Ontology annotation, biological process: regulation of DNA-templated transcription. Lineage: Eukaryota; Viridiplantae; Streptophyta; Magnoliopsida; Brassicales; Brassicaceae. Gene Ontology annotation, molecular function: sequence-specific DNA binding; zinc ion binding. The transcript is spliced from 3 exons.